AUGAGCGCUGCUCCCCUAGCCCCCAGCCGGUUUGCCAGCGGAGCGCCAGCCAGCUCAUCUGCCCCCACGCAGCAGGCGGCGGCUGGGAAGCACCAUGCCUCACAGCAGCAGCAGCAGCCGCAACCGCCCUUCCUUCACAACGCUCACCUGCUGUACGGGCAGGCUUCGCUGCCCGGCAGCCGCUACGGCAUCCUCAACCAGGACUAUGUCGAGGCCCAGCAGCUGCACGACAGCAAGCACCUGCGCCAGCACCGCUGGCCCCAGUGCUACGCCGCCGUGGUGCUGGACGGCCACGGCAUGCUUGGGGAGCAGGCAGCAAGGGAGGCGGGGCGCCACAUCAUCGCCGCCCUGCAGCACAGCGACCUGCGCCGCCGGCAGCUGGCAAACAUGUCCAGGUCGGAGGUGGAGCAGGUGGUGAGGGCGGCGUUCCUGGCUGGCCACCUUGCUGCGCUGUGCGUGUUUGACGAUGCGCCCCCCACCUACAUCUAUCCCCUGGGCAGCAGGCUGCAGCAGCGGUACACCCUGCACCGCCAGGACAACGGAGACAAAGCCUACUUUGCCCCCAACAGCGUGGGCGGCCGCAUCCUUGAGUUUGGCACCACCGCCACGCUGGCGCUGGUGCAGGGCACCACGCUGGUGGUUGCCAGCGUGGGGGACAGCCUGGCAGUGCUGGGGUGGGAAGCAGAAGACAGCUACCAAGCCGAGAUUGUGUGGGUGCGGCACUGGGGUAACGACGAGGGCGAGCGCGCUCGGCUGGUGCGCGAGUGCGGCACCUCGGUGUCGGUGUCAGAGCAGGACGGGUACUUGACGGUGGACGACGGGCGGCUGCGCGGCUUCCAGCUGGCCAUGACGCGCGCGCUGGGCCACCGCCUGCUGGCGCAGUACGGCGUGGCCAGCGCGCCCUCCGUGACGUUCCACCAGCUCAGGCCCGAGCACCUGUGCUUGAUUGUGGCGACCGACGGCGUGUGGGAGGUGCUGAGCCCUGGGGCGGCGGUGAAGCUGGUGGCGGAUGUGGUGGCGGAGGGGCGCAGCGCCGAGGAGGCGGCACUGGAGCUGUGCCGCCGCAGCGUGGCACUGGCCAGCGGCGACAACACCGUGCGGCAGGCGAGGGGGGCCGAGGCAGACAACACCACGGCCGCGGUGUUUGUCUUCAACGAGCUGUGA
This is a messenger RNA of Chlorella variabilis, 1164 nucleotides long. RefSeq lists its product as hypothetical. The transcript is spliced from 10 exons. Gene Ontology annotation, cellular component: cytosol; nucleus. Lineage: Eukaryota; Viridiplantae; Chlorophyta; Trebouxiophyceae; Chlorellales; Chlorellaceae. Bases 1 to 1164 code for a protein of 387 amino acids. Gene Ontology annotation, molecular function: protein serine/threonine phosphatase activity. The record is from RefSeq and is a predicted model, not a curated record. Gene Ontology annotation, biological process: protein dephosphorylation.